Messenger RNA from Camponotus floridanus (Florida carpenter ant), 1794 nucleotides. RefSeq names its product ras-like protein family member 10B. The record is from RefSeq and is a predicted model, not a curated record. Gene Ontology annotation, molecular function: GTP binding; GTPase activity. The transcript has 5 exons. Bases 95 to 892 code for a protein of 265 amino acids. NCBI's taxonomy places the organism in Eukaryota, Metazoa, Arthropoda, Insecta, Hymenoptera, Formicidae.
CUUCGACCGCGAAGGUCGUCUGAACGCGACGAGAUAGAUGCGCGAUGUGAACAUUCGUCAUUUGCCAUCAAUCGCGAUAUUUUAAUUCAAUCUCAUGGAUCGCUCGCUGAAAGACAACGAGAUACCAUCGAGCUCAAUCUUGCAAGCGAAUAGACGGCUUUUGGAGCUGGACCUCGAUUAUUUAGAAAGAAGAGGCGGAAAUACAAUAACUUACGAAGGCGCCGAAAGCAGCUCGAAAGAGGAGGAUAGUCCCGCGGACACAUUAGAUCGCGUUAAAGUUGUCUUCCUGGGGGCACCCGGCGUGGGAAAAACAAGUAUAAUCCGACAAUUUGUCUGGAGCGAGUUCUCGGAGGAAUACACGCCGACCGAGCGACGGGAGACAUUUUAUCCGAGUGUGGUGCUCGCUGAUCGAUUAUAUGAAUUGAAGAUCACCGAUCUGCCGACUAUUCCGUACUUCCCAGUUAGCUCGCAUUUGGAAUGGACCGACUUCCGCUAUUACGGAUUGCGGAGCGCGACAGCGUACGUGCUCGUGUUUGAUCUCAGUAAUCAGGACACGUUUCAGUAUAUCAGGACGUUACGCGAACAAAUCUACGAGGCGCGCGAUAUGAGAGGAGUACCGCUACUAGUGGUUGGAAAUAAGCAGGACGAACUGUCACAGACCGUCGCUUCCGGGACCAGAUACAGAGACAUUGUGAAUCUCGUCCGGAAGCACUGGAGAUGUGGAUACGUCGAGUGCAGUGCCAGAUUUAACUGUCGCGUUGUACAGGUAUUUCGAGAACUGAUGAAGAGUAUUCAGGCGAUAGAAGGUAGGCCAAACUCGCCAUCCCCCGCGGCUUCGCAACCGAUGCGAUCUUACCCACACGACACCGGCGAGAAGUGCAUUCUUCUCUGACAUUGAGAUUAAAUCAUAUUCCCUGCGAGGUCAUACGAGAAUAUCACGCGAUCGCGCACGAAAAUGCGCUUUUCGAUAGAUGUACAAUACCCGAUAAGAUUCAUCGUCGAUUUAGCGUGUAUUAUUGGAUCUCAAGCAAUGAAGACUUGCUCAAUAAAGAGCACAUCGAUCGACGAAAAUCGAAAGCAAUAGACGUCAUACAGACGGUUCUUCUAAAGCUGCAGAGUCGAACGCGCGCAAAUGUAUGAGCGAGAAGACGUGACUUCGGAAUAAGCGACAAUAAUAAUUGAAAUUUCGAAAAUAUUAAUAAUCGAGAAAACGUCAACGGUAAAUUCGUUGUAAAUUUCAAUCGAAUGUAUAAAAGAUUUUCUAAUAUAACAAAUCAUUCACUAAGAUUUCUAGAUUCUAAUGGAAAGAAUUCAUUUCUUUACAGUAUUAUAUUUUUUGUAUUCACAUUCAUGUGUAUGUCGAAAGAUUAUAUUUCCUUAUAUAAAUCACAAAUUAUGACGCGCACAUCGUGUGAUGUUUAAUGAAUCAAAAUUAUAUAUCGAUUUUUCUCCGAAAAAGAUGAAAUCGUGCCAAUAGGAACAUUCGGCAAUAAUGGACAAAUGAUGAAGAAUGCUUCCCGAAGAUGGCUUUCCAAACGCGAAGAAAAAGUAACAAGAUUAUGAUAAUAAAUAAGACGAGAAAAUAGCAAAAUGCAGCAUCGAGUUUCCAGCUCAAUUUUAUUCUGCAUUCUCAUGCUGCAUUCGGCCUAAAUAAUAUGACGUUAUAAAAAGAUAUUCGCGAAAAGGACGAAGCAAUAUAGUACAUAUAUAUAUACAUACAUACAUAUAUUUUAUUAUACUCUGUUAAAAGUUAAUCGAUUAUUAAUUUAAUGUUGAAUAUAUAGUUAGUCAUUC